AGACCCUGGAGGGGAAGAAGGAGUCGGAACCAACACAACAGAUGGCGACAGCAUUGCAGGGGAAAGAAGCGACGACAACAACGGUUACCAGUGGCUACAGUGCACGCGCUACCACCCGCCCAAGCUGCAAAGGAACAAGAAAAAGACUGCGGCUCUAAAAAGCGGAAGUUCGGACGUAAUCCCCGCGUUCCCUUCACUCAACACCAGGUGGCGGUGCUUGAAGAGAGGUUCGAAACUCAUUACCUCUCCACGAUGGACGUCGCAGAACUGUCCGCAGCACUCACCCUCUCGGAGACUCGGGUGAAAAUUUGGUUCCAAAACCGUCGCGCCCGGGAAAGAAGAGAGCGCGAGGCCUCGCAGCGGACUCAGCUGCUGACGCAGAACACCUACCAGCCGCUGUCCAUACCUUCCGUCACGUGGGCCCUGACGUCACAGCUACCGUCCUCGUCUUUCUCGUCGCAGUUUCGGAACGACGCGAGCUUCCGGCCUGGUCUGUUCACGUCUGCCUUCAGCAGCUUCUCCACUCCUCUCCGAAUGGCAGCAGCAGCAGCGACGGCGGUGGCGGCGGCGGCGACGGAAGGCGGACCUGCAUCUUCCUGCACGUGGGUGGAGUGUGGAAGUAGAGAGGAAGGCAGCUUCUGCUGAACGGCAGUUGCCCGGAUGACCACAAACAGUUCUGCUGGGACUUUGCCGCCCACCACUACCCCUCCUGAGAUCCAAGAGUCGCUGUCCGUUCACUGAAUGUCUUCAGAGAGAUGGUCAACAGACGACAAAGUCAGGGAAGCGGUUGGAAACACCUGUGGACUUAUUUAGGAACCGAAGGUAAGUCGUUACAUGGGUAACAUGGGGAGCUCAAGGACAAUAUUCUUGUUUCCGAAGUUAUCAAUUGGUGUCCGAUCCCCGCUGAUGGCCACAGGGGCCGUAGUUAAAAAA
Pomacea canaliculata is the source of this 933-nucleotide messenger RNA. Its product is annotated as homeobox protein MSX-2-like. NCBI's taxonomy places the organism in Eukaryota, Metazoa, Mollusca, Gastropoda, Architaenioglossa, Ampullariidae. Gene Ontology annotation, molecular function: DNA-binding transcription factor activity, RNA polymerase II-specific; RNA polymerase II transcription regulatory region sequence-specific DNA binding. The record is from RefSeq and is a predicted model, not a curated record. Gene Ontology annotation, biological process: embryonic morphogenesis; regulation of transcription by RNA polymerase II. Gene Ontology annotation, cellular component: nucleus.